Molecule: messenger RNA, 2377 nt
Organism: Batrachochytrium dendrobatidis JAM81
Lineage: Eukaryota; Fungi; Chytridiomycota; Chytridiomycetes; Rhizophydiales
Exons: 11
Coding region: 38-2377 (779 amino acids)
Molecular function (GO): protein binding
Source: RefSeq, a predicted model, not a curated record
CCUAGAUUGCCUCUACCCACCAGAUAUCAGGAGUGCAAUGACUUCAACUAUCGAUAAUACUUCAGAAACUUACAGUCAUUCUCAACAACAGCAGUUGGAUACGCAGUUACCCAAAAUGAGCGAUAUACCCAUUAUUGGUGAAUCAGCCCUUCAAAGCGAAAGUCCUGCAAAAAUAGAACCACUAAAUGAUAGUUCCAAUACAUUCAUUGUAUCGAACGUGCCCAGUCCAAAUGAAAAGCAGCAAGCAAAAAUCAAUACCCGCUCAAGUAAAACGGCCUUAUGGAAGGACAUUACCAAGACCACCCAAGAUAAUAUACUAGACAAAUCCUCUUUACAAGAUAUAACCAACAGUACUUUAGAUAGUGUGCAUAUUCACUGUGCAGCACUUACCAGUUUAGAUACACCCAGUAUUUCUCCUGUCAAUAGCCUCAAAUCUGGUAUUUGGUCUGGCAUGAAAAAACAUACCUUAAAACCUUCUCGAUCGUCUAAAGCUACUUUAACUACUCCGACUUCAGUAAUCAAUCAAGUUGAACGCACCAAGACUCUUUGCAAAUCGCGAGCUGAUGCGCAAAACAAGUGCAAUACAGAUCAAAAUCAAUUGGAACGUAUGCCAGAUACUGAUGUUGUUCAAAAAAUACGCUCGUAUUUUCAAUUUUCAACUCCAGUACCUGCCUACGCAAAAAAUCUUUCUAAACAUGACCUUUUUGGCUCGACAAUGGAAAUGUCUAUCCAGAAUAUUAUAUACAGCAUUAAAAAAACUCGAACUAGUAGUCGUCUACAAAAUUCUUCAGUCGACAAAAAAGACCAUACUUUUUCGACCGCUUUGGCAGAUAUGGAUAGUCUCCUCGAUAUGCACCACUGCAUGCAGCCAUCUAAAAAAAAGAUGCGCAAAGAUGCUCCAAAAUAUCCUACCAUCAGUGUACCAAAAAACGCCUUGGCGGGCGAUGUUCCUGAUCUUUUUCAAAGUCUGUCUAAUUCCGAUAGUGAUAUGGCUGUGUCUGGCACACUUUCUCCAAUUCUUCAUCGGACAAGACAUAGCCGAGACAUAGUUAAACCCACCAAUAAUACCGUGAAAGGGAAUAUGACCCCACACAUUUCAUUAUUUUACAAAAAAGCAGCCGUGUUGUCCAAAAAGCUUCGGUCGGGAACGCCUGCUACCGUACAAGAUCGAAAGGCCAUACGCGAAUCUGCCGAUAUCAUGCUCACCCAUUCUAUCCAUGAAGACGGUCCACCAACCUGGGGAAAAGUCUCUAGUUUGACACAAACCUUGUGGAACAGCAUUCCAGAGAUGGCAAAGCUUUAUAAUUCUAAACAGUAUUUAGUAUCUGGUCUUUAUUCCAGUUUUAGAUUCAAAAAGACAGGCCAAUUAAAAUCGACUGCAAAAAAGAACUUUGCUUUUCCGCUUCCAUUUCAAUCUGGUAAUGCCAUUUUAAACACCGACGUAGAUUUUGAGCUUCCUUAUGAUUUGCAGCAUUUUGUAAAAAUAUGUAACGGCGUUGAAGGGAUGAGGACCCUUUUUAAUGAAGAGGAAGCAAGCCCUUUUAUCCAUAUUCAAAAAAAUGUUUGGGUAGACCGUCGCCCAUUAGACGUGCCGUUUGAUUUUGAAUCCAUCUGUCAAUGCAAGCUGCCAAAGGAUGGUUCGCCGCCCUGUGAAUGUGGAGACAACUGUCCAAUGGGUGAUUGCUGCACUAACCGGGCAUUUCGACGCAAUGAACAGAUUGAAAAACUACGAGUCUUCUAUGCUCCCAAUCGAGGUUUUGGUCUAUACACAGAUGUCCCGAUAAAAGCUGGGGUUUUAAUUAUCGAAUAUCGAGGGGAAAUUAUUUCUACCGCCAAAUGCAUUGAGCGCAACGACACUAUAUAUUCUGGACAAAAAAAUCACUAUUUUUUGGAAUAUGGAAAUGGUCUGGUAUUGGAUGGAUGCCGAAAAGGAACAAUAGCUCGGUUUGCUAACCAUUCGUGUGAUCCAAACUGCCAUGUUGAGAAAUGGUAUGUUGGGACAGAGUUCCGGGUAGGGAUUUUUGCAACAAACAAUAUUUCAGUUGGAAGCGAGCUGACCUACGAUUACAGAUUUGAUUCGUACGGUCAAAUGCAGCCCUGUUAUUGUGGCUCUCAAAACUGCCGAGGAUUUAUUUGUAUCAACAAGAAAGCACCUGCUGGAGAUACAGCUUCAAAAUCAAAGGCAUCGCAUACUGGCAAUAAACUUUCAUCUGCAAGCAAUGCGGCUUUGCAGCAAGAGAAUCGUUCUGCUCUCUUAGCUCAUCGACUGUAUCUGGAAAAAAAGCAAAAGCAAGAGUCACAAGAGAGUCGAGAACAGGCGGUUCACGGACGAACUUUACGUGCUCUACAGCGACGUCGUUCCAUUGAUCUUACAUGA